AUGACGACCCAGGAUUUCCGUCUUCUCUGCCUCGAGAACCCUCUGCUUGACAUCCAAGCAGUCGGCGACGAGGCCCUCCUGCAAAAGUACGGUCUCAAGCCUAACGACGCUAUCCUCGCCGAGGAGAAGCACCUUGGCAUUUAUGAGGACCUCCUCAACAACUAUGAUGCUAAGCUCAUCGCCGGCGGCGCCGCCCAGAAUACGGCCCGUGGUGCCCAGUACAUCCUUCCGCCCAACUCGGUCGUCUACAUCGGCGGCGUCGGCGACGACAAGUACGCUGCCAUUCUCCACGACGCUGUCAAGACGGCCGGCCUCCGCGUCGAGUACCGUGUCGACCCCAAGAUCGCCACGGGCCGCUGCGGCGUUGUCAUCACUGGCCACAACCGCUCCAUGUGCACCGAACUCGGCGCCGCCAACCACUACGACCUUGAGCAUCUGACUCGUCCCGACAUCUGGAAGCUCGUCGAGGGCGCCCAGGCCUAUUACGUCGGCGGCUACCACUUCACCGUCUGCCCCCCCGCCAUCCAGAAGCUCGCCGAGGAGGCCGCCAAGAACAACAAGAUCUUCGCCGUGAGCCUGUCGGCCCCCUUCAUCUGCCAGUUCUUCAAGGACCCCCUCGACGCCAGCGCCCCUUACUGGGACUAUGUCAUCGGCAACGAGACUGAGGCCGCCGCCUACGCCGAGGCCCACAACCUCGGCACCACCGACCUCAAGGAGAUCGCCAAGCACCUCGCCAACCUGCCCAAGGAGAACAAGCAGCGCAAGCGCGUCGCCAUCAUCACCCAGGGCACCGAUCCCACGUUGGUUGCCGUCCAGGGCGAGGACAACGUCAAGGAGUAUCCCGUCAAGCCUAUCGCCAAGGAGCAGAUCAACGACACCAACGGAGCUGGCGAUGCCUUUGCCGGUGGUCUGAUGGCUGGCCUCGUCGACGGCAAGUCGCUCGAUGAGUCCAUCGACAUGGGCCAGUGGCUCGCUAAGCUGAGCAUCCAGGAGCUUGGUCCUUCCUACCCCUUCCCCAAGCAGACCUAUUCCUCUGCUUAG
Molecule: messenger RNA, 1041 nt
Organism: Colletotrichum navitas
Lineage: Eukaryota; Fungi; Ascomycota; Sordariomycetes; Glomerellales; Glomerellaceae
Product: pfkB family carbohydrate kinase
Exons: 3
Coding region: 1-1041 (346 amino acids)
Biological process (GO): purine nucleobase metabolic process; purine ribonucleoside salvage
Cellular component (GO): cytosol; nucleus
Molecular function (GO): adenosine kinase activity
Source: RefSeq, a predicted model, not a curated record